GAGUGUAAGAGACAUAUACAACUGCUUUAGUGGCAAUAUAGUCGGUUAUACUAAGCCAUACCGCUUGUGUUUGCGUUUACACUUCAAUUGAUAGACGAUAUUGUAGUAACAUGUAUUGUACACAAUGUUUCACAGCUGCUGUAUUUUUCGCCAUGACAGGUAUCUUAAGUUCCGAAGAAAGCGAGGUAAAAAAGCACAAAAAUUUUACGCCAACAAUUUAUGAGCUACCAAAAAUAGACAAUUUGACGCCAGCAAAAAAUGAAACCGAAGUGAAAGUUCCGACGCCUUCAAAAAAGGAGGCCGUAAAAGUCAAGAUUCCGGAAACAAUAAGGAAGCAGCUUGAGAAAAUCGAAAUUCAGACACCGGAUAUCAGGAGGUUUGUUGGGUUGAGAGAACCCAUAUGGACAUACUAUGCAACCGGCACUACCCGUGUUGAAUGCAAAGUGGACUUGAGGGAAAGCAUGAGCAAGAAAUCAAUUCAGUUUAAAAGAGAGUACAUCUACAAGGAUCAAACAUUUUCUGAUGACAUCGAAGGAAGCUUUGUGAGAAGAGACACGGAUAAAAUGUAUAUACAGAAAGAACAGGCUCCUUUUCACCAGUUGGAGCAGUUGAUAUAUGUAACAAGGAGGGCUAAAUGUGCUAUCAUAAUGGUCACCCUAAUUAGCUCUCUUCUUCCAAUACCCCCGGUACGCUGGUACGAAGUCCGCGUACGCGACUCGGCCAUUCACAGGGGACCUAGUAAAAGGUGCAUGAGAGAAUUCAACAUGCUGAACCUGGACUCACAUCUCAUCUAUACUGACGAUUGUCCGGCGAGACUAGGAUUUAUUAGAAGUAGACGCAGAAAUUCAUACUAGGAACACUUAUCUCAAUUUUUAGGUACCUUUUUCGUUGCACACUGAUAUAAAUGUAUUUUACGAGCGAAAUAAAUACUGAAUGCUAACUA
Molecule: messenger RNA, 943 nt
Organism: Rhipicephalus microplus (southern cattle tick)
Lineage: Eukaryota; Metazoa; Arthropoda; Arachnida; Ixodida; Ixodidae
Source: RefSeq, a predicted model, not a curated record